ACUCAGCACAUGAUGAUUCACACUGGUGAAAAGCCGUUUUCAUGUGUGAAUUGUGGAAAAAUGUUUAGUCAAAAACAGCAUUUAACUCAGCACAUGAUGAUUCACACUGGUGAAAAGCCGUUUUCAUGUGUGACCUGUGGAAACGUUUUUUGUCAUAAACAGCAGUUAACUCAGCACAUGAUGAUUCACACUGGUGAAAAGCCGUUUUCAUGUGUGAACUGUGGAAAAGGUUUUAGUCACAAACAGCAUUUAACUCUGCACAUGAUGAUUCACACUGGUGAAAAGCCGUUUUCAUGUGUGAACUGUGGAAAAAGUUUUAGUCGAAAACUUAGUUUAACUGAGCACAUGAUGAUUCACACUGGUGAAAAGCCGUUUUCAUGUGUGACCUGUGGAAAAGGUUUUUGUCAAAAACAGGUUUUAACUCAGCACAUGAUGAUUCACACUGGUGAAAAGCCAUUUUCAUGUGUGAAUUGUGGAAAAAGUUUUUGUCAAAAACGGCAUUUAACUCAGCACAUGAUGACUCACACAGGUGAAAAGCCGUUUUCAUGUGUGAAUUGUGGAAAAGGUUUUAGUCGAAAACAGCAUUUUACUCGGCACAUGAUGAUUCACACUGGUGAAAAGCCAUUUUCAUGUGUGAAUUGUGGAAAAGGUUUUAGUCAAAAACAGCAUUUAACUCAGCACAUGAUGAUUCACACUGGUGAAAAGCCGUUUUCAUGUGUGAAAUGUGGAAAACGUUUUAGUAUUAAACAGGAUUUAACUCGGCACAUGAUGAGUCACACAGGUGAAAAGCCGUUUUCAUGUGUGAACUGUGGAAAACGUUUUAGUCAAAAACCUAGUUUAACUCAGCACAUGAUGAUUCACACUGGUGAAAAGCCGUUU
This is a messenger RNA of Xiphophorus hellerii (green swordtail), 879 nucleotides long. Its product is annotated as gastrula zinc finger protein XlCGF8.2DB-like. Gene Ontology annotation, cellular component: nucleus. Gene Ontology annotation, biological process: regulation of gene expression. The transcript has a single exon. The record is from RefSeq and is a predicted model, not a curated record. The annotation marks the transcript as partial. Lineage: Eukaryota; Metazoa; Chordata; Actinopteri; Cyprinodontiformes; Poeciliidae.